This is a messenger RNA of Dovyalis caffra, 1353 nucleotides long. The record is from the annotation of a GenBank genome assembly. Lineage: Eukaryota; Viridiplantae; Streptophyta; Magnoliopsida; Malpighiales; Salicaceae.
AUGGUAGUAGAAGGAGAGAAUGUGAAAUACAAAGACCCGAAGCAACCGGUAGCGGUUCGGAUUAAGGACUUGAUGAGUAGAAUGACUCUCGAAGAGAAGAUCGCUCAAAUGGUUCAAAUCGAUAGGUUGACAGCCUCUCCUGAGAUUAUGCAGACUUACUCCAUUGGUAGUGUGUUGAGUGGAGGUGGGAGUGCACCGCUUCCUAAGGCUAGUGCUGAAGAUUGGGUUAAUAUGAUAAAUGGGUUUCAGAAUGGGUCGUUGUCUAGCCGGUUGGGGAUACCAAUGAUUUAUGGUAUUGACGCUGUUCAUGGGCAUAAUAAUGUCUUUAAUGCUACAAUCUUUCCUCACAAUGUUGGGCUUGGAGCUACCAGGCAAAGAAUUGGAAGUGCAACUGCUCUUGAAGUUAGAGCCACAGGAAUUCCUUAUGUCUUUGCUCCAUGUAUUGCGGUUUGCAGAGAUCCAAGGUGGGGUCGGUGCUAUGAAAGCUACAGUGAGGAUCACAAAGUUGUGGAAGCAAUGACUGAGAUCAUACUUGGUUUACAAGGCGACAUUCCAGCUAAUUCUCGGAAGGGAGUUCCAUAUGUUGGUGGGAAGAAAAAGGUUGCAGCUUGUGCAAAGCACUUUGUGGGUGAUGGUGGGACAACCAAGGGUAUCAAUGAGAACAACACAGUUAUUGACAGGCAUGGGUUGUUGGGCAUCCACAUGCCUGCCUAUUCUGAUUCAAUUAUCAAGGGUGUUUCAACGAUUAUGGUUUCCUAUUCCAGUUGGAAUGGGGAAAAGAUGCAUGCAAAUCGUGAGCUAAUAACUGGCCUUCUCAAGGACAGCCUCAAGUUUAAGGGUUUUGUUAUCUCAGAUUGGCAGGGUAUCGACAGGAUCACUUCACCGCCACAUGCAAAUUACUCAUACUCUGUACAAGCUGCGAUUCAAGCUGGCAUUGACAUGGUCAUGCUCCCUUUCAACCACAGUGAGUUCAUUGACGAUCUUACUUAUCUAGUCAAGAGCAAUGUCAUCCCUAUGGAUCGCAUUGAUGAUGCUGUGAGGCGGAUUUUGCUAGUCAAGUUCAGCUUGGGUCUCUUUGAAAACCCUUUAGCUGAUUUUAGCCUUGUUAAUGAGCUUGGAAGCCAGGCUCAUAGAGACUUGGCAAGGGAAGCGGUGAGGAAAUCACUUGUGCUGCUGAAAAAUGGAAAAAAUGAAACUGAUCCUUUACUUCCUCUUACCAAGAAGGCUUCUAAGAUUCUAGUAGCUGGUACACAUGCUGAUAAUUUGGGCUAUCAAUGUGGCGGGUGGACAAUUGCAUGGCAGGGAUUUAGUGGCAACGAAUAUACAAGGGGUAUGCUUUGUCAAUAUGCUUAA